This is a messenger RNA of Hemibagrus wyckioides, 750 nucleotides long. RefSeq names its product ubiquitin related modifier 1 (gene urm1). NCBI's taxonomy places the organism in Eukaryota, Metazoa, Chordata, Actinopteri, Siluriformes, Bagridae. Gene Ontology annotation, biological process: tRNA thio-modification; protein urmylation. The coding region runs from base 27 to 332 and encodes 101 amino acids. Gene Ontology annotation, molecular function: protein tag activity. Gene Ontology annotation, cellular component: nucleus; cytoplasm. The transcript has 5 exons. The record is from RefSeq and is a predicted model, not a curated record.
ACUUUUUCCGGUUUGAGCAGCCUGUCAUGGCGGCGCCCAUAGCGAUACAUCUAGAGUUCGGAGGAGGAGCUGAACUGCUGUUUAAUGGAGUCAAGGAUCAUCGUGUGACUCUUCCCAGCCAAUCAGAGCCCUGGGACAUGAAGCAGCUGCUGGUGUGGAUUCAGGAGAACCUGCUGAAGGAGAGGCCCGAGCUCUUUGUGCAGGGAGAUUCUGUGAGACCCGGCAUUCUUGUAUUGAUCAACGAUGCAGACUGGGAACUGAUGGGUGAACUGGAGUACCAGCUUCAGGACCAGGACAAUAUUGUGUUCAUCUCCACACUUCAUGGAGGUUAACGGACUCUAAAAGAACACACACACAUAUACAUACACACCAUAUAUCCACGCCUUCGUUCCCGAUGCUCUUCGCUACCCAUCCCCCAUCCUCCAAUCUCUCAACCAAUCCUGUGAGCCUGUCUUGAUUUGUUUAGAUUUUUUCGCCCAAUAAAACUGAACGUCGGUGGAAGACGGCUCGAGACAGGAUGGUCUCGGCGCUCUACCUGCCCCUCGGUUCGAUGGACGGGGCCACAUCGGGGCGCAUUCAGAGGUCAUCCCGUCUAGCCGACGUCCAGAUGGAUUCUCCAGAGACGUUCACCAAUCACUCACAAUCUCGCCUCCAAACGGCAAAAUAUCCAUUUUCAUUUGUUUAUGUCUGGACAUCCUGUUUUUUUUCUCUUGUUUUUUGAAUAAAUAAAUGUUUUUUAUUUUAGAAUGA